GGACCCAGCCUGCUGCCCUCUGCCUGCUGCCCGCCCCCUGCAAGUUGACAGCAGCAAAAGGAAAACUCCGCCUCUCCACGAGAAGCAGCAGUGAUUCAUAAAAUGCACCAUCUGCUGUUCGUCCUCAGUGCAGGUCAACAGAGUAAGAACAGCUGCAGUACAAUGGCGGCCUUCCUUCAUCACUGCCCCUUCCUAAAGUCUGCGCCGCAGCCAGCUUUGAGGAGAACUGGAGCCUCCUUGAUGUCUCUGGCCGAUCAAUGCCCCAUCAUCGCUCGCCAGAUCAGUGUGAGCGGCACAGCCUCUCUAGAGGCCAAGGUGAACGUCUCACCCAGCAAACAGAAGAGUCACCGACUUCCCACAUUGGACCAAAGGAGGCUGUUUGCUCAGAGGGCCACGCAGGUGGCUGUGUCUGUAUCGAAGGGCUGCCCCUUUGUCACCUCUCAGUUUGGGAUAGUCCGAGCCAGCCCUGAAGUACAGGAGGACGUCCCAGAAGGUUUGAUGACUUCUCUGUUGAAGGAGUUAAAGGAUUCCAUCCUCCCAACUUCAUCUCAAACUAACACUUUUACCAACCUCCUCAAAGACAACAUGGUUGGCCCCAGCUACGACUAUGACCGCUUCUUCAUUGAGAAGAUUUCUGAGAAAAAGAAUGAUCACACAUACAGAGUCUUCAAGACCGUGAACAGGAGCGCUGAGGUCUUCCCCUUUGCUGAGGAUUACUCCGUCUCUGGGCGGGAAGGCUCCCAGGUGUCUGUCUGGUGCAGCAAUGAUUAUCUGGGAAUGAGUCGGCACCCUCGGGUCCUCAGCGUUAUCAGAGAUGCUCUGGACAGGCACGGUGCAGGAGCUGGUGGGACCAGGAACAUCUCAGGCACCAGUAACUUCCAUGUGUCUCUGGAGAAGGAGCUGGCCCAGCUACACCAGAAAGACGCAGCCCUGGCCUUCUCCUCCUGCUUCGUGGCGAAUGACUCCACCCUCUUCACUUUGGCUAAGAUGCUUCCAGGGUGCGAGAUAUACUCUGAUGCAGGGAACCAUGCAUCGAUGAUUCAGGGCAUCAGCAACAGCCGAGCGAAGCGUUUCAUCUUCCGCCACAAUGACAGCCGACACCUGGAGGAACUGCUGCAACGCUCAGACCCCAAGACACCUAAAAUAGUGGCAUUCGAGACCGUGCACUCAAUGGACGGUGCAAUAUGUCCUCUGGAAGAGCUGUGCGAUGUCGCUCAUCGUCACGGCGCUCUGACGUUUGUUGAUGAAGUUCACGCUGUGGGCCUGUACGGAGCCCAUGGAGCUGGAGUGGGAGAGAGGGACAACAUUAUGCACAAGAUUGACAUUGUUUCUGGGACCUUAGGCAAAGCCUUCGGCUGUGUUGGAGGCUACAUCGCCAGCAGCGCCGCCCUGGUUGACACGGUGCGCUCCUUCGCUGCUGGCUUCAUCUUCACCACUUCCCUGCCCCCGAUGGUCCUGGCUGGAGCUCUGGAGUCUGUCCGGGUGCUGAAGAGCCCCGAGGGGCAGGUGCUCCGCAGAUCUCACCAGAGGAACGUCAAACACAUGAGGCAGCUGUUGAUGGAUAAGGGCCUACCUGUGGUCAACUGUCCCAGCCACAUCAUCCCCAUACGGGUAGGCAACGCUGAGCUGAACACCAAGGUGUGUGACAUCCUGCUGGAGAAACACAACAUCUAUGUUCAGGCCAUCAACUACCCCACAGUGCCUCGUGGUGAGGAGCUGCUGAGGCUGGCUCCGUCUCCUCAUCACAACCCCGCCAUGAUGGAGUACUUUGUGGAGAAACUCGUGGAGGUGUGGCAGGAGGCGGGGCUCCUGCUCAACUGCCCGGCCACAGCUUCCUGCAACUUCUGUGAUCGCCCGCUGCAUUUCGACCUCAUGAGUGAGUGGGAGAAAUCCUACUUCGGCAACAUGGAACCGCAAUACAUUACUGUGUUGGCAUAAUACCAAAGUACAUGUAACUUCUCAACACAAGUUACACAUAAAUAUUGUAUUCAACUUCCUUUUAAAGUCCUUCAGGUGCACUGAGAAGGGUACUAAAGUACUGAUUUUGUUCUUGUGUUUAAGCACGCUUUAAUGUAAGUGGAAUAGGCUGAAUUCCAGUGUUUACUUCUAUUUCUGUAUUUAUGUGUUCUAAAUUGUGUUUUCUGUCAUGGAUAUGAUUAAAGAAAAGCAUGCCUUCUCCAUUUCAAAAGCAUAAAAACCUGCACACGAGGCACUUUCUUAUAUAUCUUAUCUAGGUGUGAUUGUUUGAAUUAAACUAUAUUUAAUUUUACGUUACGUGAUUUGCUUCAUACCAUAUAGUGACCAUCACAAUCCAGCUUUGUUCACAUUCAUGCAAUAAUUCAUGAUUAAUGAUGUUUCAGUUAUAAAAUGUAUGAAGUGCCAAAGUUAAAUUUGUUAAUAAAAUAUAGGAUUGAAAAUA
Molecule: messenger RNA, 2419 nt
Organism: Anarrhichthys ocellatus (wolf-eel)
Lineage: Eukaryota; Metazoa; Chordata; Actinopteri; Perciformes; Anarhichadidae
Gene: alas2
Product: aminolevulinate, delta-, synthase 2
Exons: 11
Coding region: 103-1938 (611 amino acids)
Biological process (GO): erythrocyte development; heme biosynthetic process; hemoglobin biosynthetic process
Cellular component (GO): mitochondrion; mitochondrial matrix
Molecular function (GO): 5-aminolevulinate synthase activity; pyridoxal phosphate binding
Source: RefSeq, a predicted model, not a curated record